Molecule: messenger RNA, 1245 nt
Organism: Vanrija pseudolonga
Lineage: Eukaryota; Fungi; Basidiomycota; Tremellomycetes; Trichosporonales; Trichosporonaceae
Exons: 9
Coding region: 60-1196 (378 amino acids)
Source: RefSeq, a predicted model, not a curated record
GUCUUGUCUCUCAAACUUCAGUCUCAGCCCAACUCUGUCCCAUCAUUCUCAUCCCCCAAAUGGAUCAGCCAAUACAGGCCCAUCUUCCCAACGCGGAACUGAGAGCACCACCACCACAGCAUGUCCCUGCAUCGCGCUCAACUUCCGAAACACACUUCGCGCUGCAACACCAUCGCCCAUCAAACGCCACCACGCCAGCAUCGGACGUGUACCAGCCCCACCGGAAGCUGGGGAUCCCAUGGUGGAAACCUUGGGAGAAGCUCCAGACCCCAGCCGUCCCAGACCCAUGGAUCUUGAGGAAGCAGGUCGUUGGCAUCGUCCUCGGCCUGUCGGCUUGGGCGUUCUACGUCGGUGUUGCGAGGGUGUGCGCCCCAGCCAUUCGAGAGUGGCCCAAUGCUGGAUUUAGCAGGGCGGCAGGAAUUGGCACCUUGGUGGCAUUUGUUGUCCUUUGGCUCAUGUUCAUGUGGUCUUACAUCGUUGGUUUGCUGCCGAUCCUCCAACGUCGGACUCCUCUGGUCCAAAACGGGUUCCCCGGCCAAUUCCUCCUAUUCCAACAGGCCCACGAUACUGUCGGCAUUGCAACAUCAUCAAGCCUGAGAGGACUCAUCACUGUCGGCACUGUGCCCGUUGCGUUCUUCAGUUUGAUCACCACUGCUUGUGGAUCGGCCAAUGUCUUCUUGACUUUCAACUUUUGGGCGGGUCUGUUCUGCCUGUACAACACGAUUCUCCUCAUUGUCCACACUGUCAAAACGCCAAAGAUCGAUGCCCAACAGGUUGCGCUGAUUGCCAUCUCUGGUUUCCUAUUCAUCUUCACACUCGGGAUGCUCUUCCCUACCCACGUUGUUCUCAUUCUAUCGGGCAAGUCCACAAUCGAAUCCUUUCAAGACAACGGACAGCGUCAACGGGAGAACGCCGCCCUGGCUGAGCACCUGGGUGGAAACUGCAACGUCAGGGAGAGGCGAGGUGUCAUCAAACAAUGGGAUGCCGAAUGGGGAGGGGUUAACCCGACCGACCGUUGGGCGUUUGGGACCAAGUCUCAGAUGUGGAAGAGGGAGAUGGGUGACAAGUGGAUUGGGUGGAUCCUCCCGAUUGGCAAACCUCAAGGCGACGGGGUUCACUUCGAGUCGAAUCCUCGGUUUGGGCCGAAUGGGGAAUGGCUGCCAAAGCAGCACUGGCCAAAGGUUGUGGCGAUAUAAUAGUCUUAAAGGCAUUCACUAGUCUUAUCAUGUUGCCACACUAUGUAUA